This is a messenger RNA of Vespula vulgaris, 1974 nucleotides long. It is a transcript of the gene rasp, whose product is annotated as protein-cysteine N-palmitoyltransferase HHAT. NCBI's taxonomy places the organism in Eukaryota, Metazoa, Arthropoda, Insecta, Hymenoptera, Vespidae. The transcript has 7 exons. Gene Ontology annotation, molecular function: palmitoyltransferase activity. The coding region runs from base 416 to 1915 and encodes 499 amino acids. Gene Ontology annotation, biological process: protein palmitoylation. The record is from RefSeq and is a predicted model, not a curated record. Gene Ontology annotation, cellular component: endoplasmic reticulum.
UUAUAUAGAUUAAUUUUUAACAAUGUCAGUCGUUUGUUCUGAUUUGAAUUACAUCUAAUAUAAUAUAUUAGACUCACAUGCAUUAUGCAAAAUCAUAAGAUGCGCAGAAAUCAUUACUUCUGCUACUGACUUUUAUUAUACGACACAAGUCUAGAUAGCGCCACAUGCAUAAAAAACAAACUUUAUUAAUACGCGACGAAAUAUUAUAAAAUGGAAUUAUUCGCCGAUUUUAAAUACAGUGUUCAUUUAUGUAUUGCAGAUAUUUAUCAAUAACUAUGACUGUAAAUAAUUAUUAAUAACUAAGUUCUAUUUGUGAAAAUGAAAAUUAUUUUAUUCAAAACAUUAAUAUAGUUUAUAGUAACGAGGCCCAUUCGUUCUAUUAUCCAUAAUUUUAGGCGGUAAAUUUAAAUCGACAAUGAGUAAUGAUAUUUGUUUUUCAAACAAAUACGAAAGGGUUUUUUAUUUUCUUAUGUGGACUGGUGGAGUUGCUUAUUCAAUUUAUAACGUUUAUUUAACGAAUAUCUAUUUUGUGGAUUAUUAUGAUUUAUAUUUUGAUUUUGUGCCUGGAUGGUCAUGGAUUGGGAAAAAGCAAGAUGUUUCUGAUCAAGAGUGGAGAACAUGGAUUCCCUUAAUGAUUACUUUAAUACCUUGGAUAUUUAUACAUCAUUUAGUUAGUCAAAUCAUUAAAAAUGUAUUCAACAAAGUGUUGUUAUGCUGCUGGUAUACCUUGGUAUCUAUCUCUUUUUUGUGCUAUUAUAUUGGAACAGUGGGCAUGUUCUGUAUAUUGGCACAAUCAUCUGUACUAUAUUUAUUAAAUUACAUUAAUAACAAGAAGAUUAUUUGGCUAAUACAUGUAUUAUUUCUAUUUAUAAUACAUAUUUUUAAAAUGCCAGAUGGUAUUUUUUACAAAUGGUUACAAUAUAAUGAUAAUAAGCAUUACCUUUUAAUGCUUGCAAUGUGUUGGAUUCAAUUGAGAUCUAUCAGUCAAAAUAUGGAUAAUUUUAAGAUUCAUUAUGAUAGAAAUUACACAUAUUUUUUCAAUAAUUAUCUUCAAAUGUUGGCAUAUUGUUUAUAUUUACCUACCCUUUUUUUGGGUCCAUUAAUCUUAUAUCAUGAAUUUUUCAAUUCAUUGAAUAAAUCACCAUCGAAAUGGAGUGUCAUGAAAGUACAGACAAUAAUUAUUAAUCUAAUUAGAUAUACUUUUUGGUUGUAUUUUACUGAAUUUUCACUGCACUUCAUUUAUGUUAAUGUACUUCAAUAUCAUCCACAGAUUGUACAAAAUUUAAAUUCAUGGGCUCUAUAUGGUCUAGGAUAUUGUAUGGGACAAUUUUUUUUGAAUAAGUAUGUUAUUGUUUAUGGAACUAACAAAGUUUUAUGUGAAGCAGAUGACAUAAAAGCUCCUUUGCCACCUAAAUGUAUUGGCAGAAUUCACUUAUAUUCAGAUAUGUGGAAAUAUUUUGAUAGGGGCUUAUAUAAAUUUCUUAUUAGGUACAUUUAUAUACCUGUUGUGAAAUCAAAGGACUAUCAUAGAAAGUUGUUUGCUUCUUUUUUAUGUUUUACAUUUGUCUUUUUAUGGCAUGGAAUGCAAACAAAUAUUUUUACAUGGGCACUUUUGAAUUUUAUUGGUUUAAAUAUUGAGAACUUAUCAAGAAUAAUUGGAAAUACCAGAAGAUAUAAUCAAAUUCAAACAAAAUAUCUUAGUUCUUGGAAUAUAAGACGAUUUAACUGUGCAUUAGCAAGUAUUCUUUUGGCAAUGUCUGCAAUAUCAAAUUUUUUUUUCUUUGCAGGACAAGAAAUUGGAAAUAUAUAUAUAAAUCGAAUAUUAAAAGAUUCAUGGAGUACUAUAUUGCUUUUACUCUUUUUCCUUUAUUGUUGUUGUCAUGUUUCAAUAGACAUGAAGCUGAUGGGAAUAUAAUGAUGCCUUACUUUAUUAUUAAUAUAUAUCAAGGAAUAAAUACAUGUACAAUAUAUUUU